This is a messenger RNA of Lindgomyces ingoldianus, 879 nucleotides long. RefSeq lists its product as uncharacterized. Bases 1 to 879 code for a protein of 292 amino acids. The transcript is spliced from 11 exons. NCBI's taxonomy places the organism in Eukaryota, Fungi, Ascomycota, Dothideomycetes, Pleosporales, Lindgomycetaceae. The record is from RefSeq and is a predicted model, not a curated record.
AUGUUGAGCAGAUAUCAUAUAUCCCGCGCAUUCUCCUCGGCUGAAUAUAUCUACGGCACAGAGGGGAGACAUGUAUCCUCACUGGAAGAAUUCAAGUCUUAUGAGAGCUCGACUCUCAUCUCUAUUCUCUUAGAAAGCUCGAUUACUAUACCUAACAGACUGCACUCCCUCCUCAAACCUAAUGUCCUGAACCGGAAAAAGACAUACGAAGGCUCUGCCUCAUUCAAACUAAAUUGUGCUGGAUUUCUAAGGGAUGAUAUUCUAAAGAAGUGGUGUCAAGCCGGAGCUUUCACCAUUAACAAUACUAGUAUUUGCUACAUCCUCCGCUUCGAAGAUAUUAUUUUAAAUAACGUGCUUAGAGGAGAAGGGAUUAGAAUUCUACUCAUACCCCCAAAACGGCAAGUACACCCGCGGAUUGGAGGCACCCAUCCUCAAUGCCGCUCUGCCGCACUCAAAAAUGGACCAUCCAUAGUAGGCAAAGCAUACCCAAUGCUUCUGGCAUGGCCCCUCAAGCCUAGCGAUUGGUUCAAUGAUGCAAGCGGUGAACUGGGCUACAACCAACCUGAUGUAAUUUGCGAAAGUAAGCGGUCCGAGACGUCAAAGAAGCAGGGGCUAGACUACGUUAUUAACUGCAUCGAAAACUCCCAAUGUGAAACUGCAAAGAGCCUCGCUCCUAAGUAUCAUUGUGUUUCAAAUGGAACUGAAGUAGGCGGUCCAAUGAUUAUAGAAGAGAUGAGUCUGCUCUUGGAAGGGCGUCAUCACGCUGAUUGGCAUUUUUGGUGGCUUGGUGGCCUAAAGCCUAUCUUCCUUGAAGGCGUCGCCAAUAUCUGUUUUGUUUGGGUUUGCUUGGGGGCUCGAGACUCCAAUUUAAGCAUAUAA